UUACCUUUAAACUUGGACUUAUUUGUUAGUUGUUUUUGAAUUUAUUAAAACCUUUACCUAAUAGUGAGAAUAGUCAUGUGGAGCAAAACUAUUCUUCUAACAUUAUUAUUGUAUGUUGUUGCAGUUUAUAGUAGUAGUAGUAAUAGUACCAGUACUAAUGCGAAUAGAAAUACGACUGUUGUGAAUAUAAACAGAAGUAUAUGUGCUCAGAACGAAACUAGAGCAUUUCUUCUUAGUUGUGAAUCUAGUUGUAGAAAUUUGAGACAAAAUUGUCGUCUAUCGUCUCGAUGUGUUUGUAAAAAUGGAUUUUUCAGAGAUAUUAAAACUCAAGUUUGUGUGAUUGAACAAAAUUGUUCCAAUUAUUUCUAUUUACGUAUAUGGGCAAUGAUAAACAGGAUAUUGAGGAUAAUAUUGAGCUUGAUCAGGCCUUUCGUACCAACGACUGUGGUAGAUGCUGUUGGUCUACUUUUGACUGCAAAUAGGAAAAAAAUAUGAGGCGAGUUUAAUUGAAUUUAGUGAAACUCAA
Messenger RNA from Tribolium madens (black flour beetle), 526 nucleotides. RefSeq lists its product as uncharacterized. The record is from RefSeq and is a predicted model, not a curated record. The coding region runs from base 76 to 495 and encodes 139 amino acids. The transcript is spliced from 5 exons. NCBI's taxonomy places the organism in Eukaryota, Metazoa, Arthropoda, Insecta, Coleoptera, Tenebrionidae.